Molecule: messenger RNA, 3128 nt
Organism: Cottoperca gobio
Lineage: Eukaryota; Metazoa; Chordata; Actinopteri; Perciformes; Bovichtidae
Gene: prf1.5
Product: perforin 1.5
Biological process (GO): T cell mediated cytotoxicity; defense response to virus; immunological synapse formation
Cellular component (GO): membrane attack complex; membrane
Molecular function (GO): wide pore channel activity
Source: RefSeq, a predicted model, not a curated record
UAGAGACAGACACGCAGCUCUGAAGCAGGGCAACUCCCUGCUUGGUCUUUUUCAUAGGGUGGAGGACAGACAAAAGAUUGCACCCAGCGGGCUUUCAGCACAGCAGUAAAUCCAAAGCUCUCUCAACCGCGAUUUCAUUUCCAGCAGGAUCAAGAGUUUAGUCAGUUUGCAGUUCAUCUUUUAUAGUGAGCUGAGUCAUUGAUGGGAUAAGUAAAAAGAGGGAGGCACAACAAAUGUGUUGGUUGUUAAAAUCUGGAGAAGAAUUUCAAUAGGCAGUGGGACAACUCCGCCGACGAGGACACAAUCUGAAGGACGGGACGUAGAAUACAGUCCAAGGCAACCAUGCAAGCUGGAGGAUACCAACGGAGCAACGUCGUUCUGUUUACAUUGGCUUCACUGGUCCUGUUUGAGGUCUGCAGGGUCCAGGGCUGUCGCAUUGCCUCAGGGUCAGAGUGUGAGAAAGCCCCAUUUGUCCCGGGCCACAACCUGGCAGGGGAGGGUUUUGAUGUGGUGCGGAUGCGUCGAACAGGGGCAUAUGUCAUCAAUGUCAAAGCUCAUCUGGCAGACAACGACAGCUGUACACUGUGUCCAAACCGCUUCCAAGGAGGACAGAUUCAGAGGCUCCCAGCUGCAGUGCUCGACUGGCGUCCCUUCAGCCGCUGCAGUAAGCAGCUUUCUAGCGCCCUGCACCACUCUGUAGAGUCCCUGCUGCGCAGUUCCAACUCCCUGGUGAACAACAACUGGGGCCUGGGCUUGAGUUUAGAUAAUAUUGGCAAGGCAGUGAUGGGAGGAAGCCGCUCUGACCUGGCAAAGUUUGCUCGUUCGCAGCACAGCGUGGAUAAGGCCACUUUUGCCAUCCAUGAAAUCAGCUGCACCUACUACAGCUACAGGCUGGCUGAUCACCCCCGGCUGAGUGCAGAGUUCACAAAGCAUCUAAAGAGACUCCCACAGAGUUUAAACACAAGCCAGGACAGAGCCCUGUACAGACGGCUGAUAGACACCUAUGGAACACACUAUAUACACCAGGUCCAGCUUGGUGGUAAGGUGAAGAGAAUCACUGCCUUCAGGACCUGCCUGGCCACACUGAAGGGUUUCUCCGAGUCCGACAUCAAAAACUGCCUGAAUUUUGAACUCCGAAUGGCUCUUGGUUUCCUCCCUGGCAACGUAUCCUUCUCCAACAAGUGUGACAACCUCCUGAAGGGUAACAUGAGCAUGGGCUUCUACCAAGGCUUCAUGACCCAUAAGAUUGAGGUUAUCGGAGGGGAGAGGUACUUCCCAGACAUCCUCUACCAGGAGGACCCAUCUGAAGCAUACCAGAGCUGGAUGAGCAGCCUCCACGACAAUCCGGAUGUGGUUUCUUACGCCAUCUUCCCCCUGCAUCAUCUGGUGGAGGACUCACAGAUCAGUGCUAAUCUGAGAAACACCGUCACGGAGUACAUUAAAGAUAACCAGCUGCAGGACGCACCGUUUGGUUUGAAGAACUGCUCCCCGACUCCCAACCUGGAUCAUCACUGCUGUCCUCUACGGGCCGGCAGAGGAACUCUCAGACUAGAGAUCCACAGAGCUGCAGGUCUGAGGGCGGACACCUUCACGAAAACAGACGCCUACGUGAAGAUCUUCUACAAUGGCAUGUACGAGGAGACCGAGACGGUGAUGGACAACAACGACCCAGUGUGGAAUGCGACUUACGACUUUGGAUCGGUGGAACUGGGUCAGAUGUUGAGGUUUGAAGUCUGGGAUAGAGAUGUGCUUUACAAUGACGUAGCGGGUAGAUGCGUCGUCUUCCCCGAGCGAGGAACUCACUCUCUAAGCUGUCAGCUGAGCAAAGGAGUUCUCUAUUUCACCUACACCAUCAAAUGUGACUCUCACUUGACAGGCUUCAGAUGUGGACGAUACUCCCCCAAUGCAGAGUAGUUAUUAGAUUCCAAUGUGUUAAUGUAGAUUUUAGCAUUUUCUUCAUACAUGAUGUUAAAGAUGUUAUAAAGUAUCAGAUUGUUUCGGAAGAGCUGGUAAAUGGUCAACAUUUUGUAUGAGACACAAACUCUCCCUUUUCUAUAAUAUAACUUCAGUAGUUUUGUCAGCUGUUUUAUAUGUAAAUGUGUUUUAAUAUUUCAGUUUUAACUAACCAAAGAUAAACACCUUGUGCAUCCAUCGCACAUAACAUAAAGGGAUUUUAACGUAGGACAUUUACGUCAGCUUGAGUCGUCUUAAGUCUGAUGCAAUGACGUGUAUCGAUAAUGCAUAACCACCAGGAGACACACUCACACACCGUUUCUACAAACUUAACUCAUUUCUUUGAAGUGGCAGACGUAUGCAUGUGCCAUAUACAGUAACACAUGCAACACACUUAAUUAACAUGUAUGCCCCCAUGCACAUACAUAUAUGUACUGUAUGAGCAAAUUCAUGGAUUCUUUCAGAGCAAUUGGAUUAGUCCAACAAACUUUGUAUCUUCCAGUCUGGAGAUCUAAAUGUCAUUAAGCCUCAUCAUCAAAACAAUAAAAAAUAAGGUACAGGUUUGUAUUUUUUGUUGUAAUUCUUCACAUUUUAAAUUAUUUUAAACUUGUUUUUAAAUUAGCAUGAAACUAAAUUCUGAUACUAAAGGGGGAAUCUCCCAAAACACAUUUCUUACAUGGAGUUUAGUUCAAUGCAUUUGAAAUGUUCACCAAAUACAUUGUUUUUGCCAAACCACUGGCAGUAUAAUAUAAUAAUUUCAUACAUAAUCAAAAGAUACUUUUCCUAUUGGCAGCUCCUCCUGGUGAAACUCUGAAGGGAUGACCACAUAAACGUUAAUUCCAAUUUUUAUUAUUUAGUUCAAACAGGAACCUAUAAAACAUACAAAUGACUUAGUAAAAGCUUUUACACUUACAACACAUUAGCCACUCACUGUAUACAGUACAUGAAUGCAGCAGGUGCUUCAUUAAAUUAUCUUCUCUGUGUCACUUAGCUCAAGAUGUAUAUGGUAGAAACAGAAAAGAAACCAAAUGAAGCACUGUUCUUAUUAAAAGACAUUCUAUUUUAUAUUUUUGUUUUAGUUUUUCACUUGAAAAAACUGGAAUUGUGUACUAAAUGCACUAAACCACACCCACACGGCCAUGUAUCUUCUGUAUAAAAAGCUGUUGCCAAGAAAA